Molecule: messenger RNA, 2682 nt
Organism: Diachasma alloeum
Lineage: Eukaryota; Metazoa; Arthropoda; Insecta; Hymenoptera; Braconidae
Product: zinc finger BED domain-containing protein 4
Exons: 3
Coding region: 826-2445 (539 amino acids)
Molecular function (GO): protein dimerization activity
Source: RefSeq, a predicted model, not a curated record
AUAUGAGCCGGUGUUGUCACACGCAACUGUUAAGAACGACCAUAUUUCGUUAAACAUAACACAAAAAAAGAUUGAUUUUCAAUAAGUGGAUGAUUGAUCAUUGAUGUGAAGGUGAAAAUGGAUGACACUGAAGAUUCCGAGACAUACACAAUUUAUUUGCGUAUCAAUGACGAGCCUUUCUUCGCCAAAACUGGACUAUCAAAAUUGAAAUAUCUCCAAUUCAAGUGUGAUGAUGAGUGGACGUGGGACUUUAUUCAAUCGAUCUAUGGUCCAGGUGGGGUAAAGUGGAAGCCAACCAGAAAAACUAUUGAUUGUUUGUAUCGAUCAAGUGAUAAAGUUGAGUUUACACCAGUCGAAAGACUAAUACCAAGGCCAUCUGGACCUUUACGUCAUCAUGGCAGUUAUUCUGACACGGACUCAGUGACACUUUACUGCAACUCCAACCCUCAAUCUCCAGAUGAUGACGCAAUGACCAAGGAAAAUUCGCCUAUAAAAAAUAAUAGGAGAAAUAUUAACGAAGCUGUGUCAACUCCUCCCACUGAAGAUUCUGCAAUGAACAAAAAGUUAUCGCUUGAAGACAAUUCAUCGAGGACAAAGAAAAGUUCCGUAUGGGUUUAUUUUGAAAAUAAGGAUGCUACACAUGCCAUUUGCACCAUUUGCCACACAAGUGUAAAGCAUUCUGGAAGAACAUCCAAUUUACAGGCCCAUUUGGACCGAAAGCAUCAAUUGCUAUGUGUAGGAACUAGAAAAAGGAAAAAUACUGCAUCUGAGUCCAGCGGUGAAUCGACAAAUGGUGAUGAACUAUAAGUAAAGAGCAAGAAAUUCAUGUCAAAGAAUAGAUUGCCGCGAAUUGAUGAAGCCUUUGAAAAGAUCAAUUCUUUCGCUAAGGGCGGAGCAAAGGCGGACCAAAUCACGAAUGCGUUGAUAUACAUGAUUACUAAAGACAAAGAGCCUCUGAACAUAGUUAACAAGAAAGGUUUCCAGAAUUUGAUGAAAGUUAUUGCUCCUCACUACACAUUACCGUCUCGAAAGACUGUAACCAAAUUAGUGACGUCUCGAUAUACCAAGAUGAAAGAAUCGUACAGCUCAAAUCUACAGAAAGCUGUAUCUUACACUCUAACAUGUGACAAUUGGACUGACUGCACUUUCCAGAGCUACUUAGGUGUCAGCAUUCACUACUUGUCUGAAGAUCUUCAGAUGAAGAAUGGAAUUUUGGGAGUCUUUCCACUCGACAAAAAUCAUACCGCAGUAUAUCUCAAGGACUCUCUUACGUCUGUGAUAACUGAUUUCGGCUUGGAUAAAUCAAAAAUCAUGGCAAUCACCAGCGAUGGAGCAUCGAAUAUAAGAGCUGCUACAGAGAGUUUGGUCGGUACAGAGAGACAGAUCUGGUGUUUCGCACAUUUUAUAUCACAUAUGGUACCUAAAAUAUUGAAUGAGAUGACAGAACUCACUAAAAUGAUUGAUAUUGCUCGAGAAAUUAUUAAAAUUAUUAGAAGUGUUGUAGCCUGCGACGAGUUGAAAAAAUUACAAGUCGCCGAUGGGAAAACUGAGGGAACUACGCUCAAAUUCCUGCUUGAUGUUCCUACAAGAUGGAACUCCGAAUUUUAUAUGUUAGAGAGGUUCCUUCAGCUAGAAGAGUACAUCCCUGGGAUCAUGAGAAAAUGCAGGAAAACAAAAUUCCCAGAUCUGCUCACCUGUGACCAACUCGAAGUUCUUAGUGAGAUUGUGGACCUCAUGAGGCCAGUGGAAAUGGUCAUCAGAGAGAUCAGUGGCAGUGAAUAUGCCACUGCUAGUGUCAUCAUCCCAAUUAUUUCCUGUCUAAAGAAAACAUUGAUGGCCAUGGAGCCUGGCAAGGACGCAGCAAUUAAUUUCAAAACCAAAUUGAUUGACAAAAUCAACGAACAAUUCGCUGGCAUUGAAAAGCAUAAAAUACUGGCCGUUUCCACCAUCCUCGAUCCCAGAUUCAAAAGACUUCACUUCGAGAAUGUCUGUUAUGCCGCAAACGCUUGCCCUCACAUUGACAGAGAAAUCAAAUCUUUGGGCGUGAAAGUAAUUGAAGAGAGGAAGUUAAUUCAACAAAAGCAUGCGGAUCCCUGUAGAAUGAGUCUUUGGAAAGCUCAUGACGAUUUAGUAGCGAAAGCUGUUGAUGAGAAUGCUGAUGACGAAACUCUAGUCUCUGAAUUGAGACAAUAUUUGAAAAAAACCCCAAUUCCUCGCCAUGAAGAUCCAUUUAAAUAUUGGAAAUCACUUCAGCAUUCAUUCCCAACACUGUACGAAUUGGCCAUUCGAUACGUUAGUAUCAUCAGUACUUCUGUACCAUCAGAAAGGAUCUUUUCAGAAGCUGGUCACACUAAGACAUUAGACAGAAAUCGACUUACUGGUGAGCAUCUGAAUGAACUCGUAUUUCUUGGGGCUCUUCCAGACAAAGAGUGGAGCUUGGAAUGAGGCUUCUCAUAAAUGUUGAUAUUUCUUUAUAUUUUUGUUAUUUAUCGUUUGGAUUCUAUUUGUGAUACUUGUUUAUACUUAUGGAGCUAGUCUCGUGUUCUUUCUAUGUUCAUUCUAUGUUUAUAUGAGGUUAAUUGAUUUGUGUUGUCAGAACCCACUUAAAAUUGUAUGCAUUCAUGUUAUAUGAAUACAUGAUGAUUUGAUAUUUCUCGACAAUUAAUACAGUUUGAUUCUGGU